Molecule: messenger RNA, 941 nt
Organism: Drosophila pseudoobscura
Lineage: Eukaryota; Metazoa; Arthropoda; Insecta; Diptera; Drosophilidae
Gene: zen2
Product: zerknullt-related
Exons: 2
Coding region: 94-903 (269 amino acids)
Biological process (GO): regulation of transcription by RNA polymerase II
Cellular component (GO): nucleus
Molecular function (GO): RNA polymerase II cis-regulatory region sequence-specific DNA binding; DNA-binding transcription factor activity, RNA polymerase II-specific
Source: RefSeq, a predicted model, not a curated record
GGUAUAAAAGCAAAUGAGACAACUUCUCAGGCAUCUAGUUAAAAAACUGAACUGUCACCGAGCGAACACACAAGAAACAAGCGAGCGAGGAAAAUGUUCUCCCCAAAUAAUACAAACUACUUUGUUGACAACUCUUCCAUCUGUGAUUUUCUGAUGUUUCCCAGUGAAUCAUCGACAAUGGAAGCCGCCCCAGUAGGUGCCACAAAAUCCAUGGAAAAGUCCAAAAGAUCCCGCACGGCCUUCACCAGCCAUCAGCUUCUGGAACUGGAGCGGGAGUUCCAUUUGAACAAAUACAUGUCACGGACACGACGCAUUGAGAUUUCCCAGCGACUGAAUCUGACCGAAAGACAGGUGAAGAUCUGGUUCCAGAAUCGCAGGAUGAAGUCCAAGAAGUUGGCCAAUAAGCUGGUGGCCAAGGGAGUUCUGACCCCCACAAAGUUGUGCGACCUGCCACCAAGGGAAGAUCUAUUGGAGCACGAACAUAUUGUGGAACGUCUUUUGCAAUAUGUGAACACAACGGUGGAGAGUGUGCCCCAACCAGAAGUAGAGCACACCGGGAUGCCUCUACCACCUGCUGGUGUGCCCCUGCAACAAGGACACAUAACGCCACCCUACCAGGCGUAUGACUACCUUCAGGAGUUCUGUCCAGCCCCCUUGACGAUCGCAGAGAUGCCCAUCAACCAACUGGAGCCGCCGAUCAAUCAAAUGACUCAAAAUUGGGCCAGCAAUUGGUUUGCGCCUGAAUCUACCUCGGAACCCCAAAACCUACCGAUUCCCAGCUCCAAUCCCUACGCCCCAGAUCUUUUUAUGGGUCAAAAUUUGUGCUGGGAUUCGAAUAGUAGCUCUUCUGGGGCGUCCCUGCAGGUGGACUUUGAUUUCAUACAGAAUUUGAUAGACUUUUAAGACAUUUUUGUAUAUAAUAUAAUUUUGUUGUUACCCAA